Cuscuta epithymum is the source of this 677-nucleotide messenger RNA. NCBI's taxonomy places the organism in Eukaryota, Viridiplantae, Streptophyta, Magnoliopsida, Solanales, Convolvulaceae. The record is from the annotation of a GenBank genome assembly.
CUAACAAAUUCCUCCCUGCCCGUAGUUCGUUACGCACUUAAAAUCACAAUUAAUUUCGCUCUCGAUCUGAAACUUCCACUAAUUGAAGAUGAAAUCCAUCAAGGUUGAAGAUGAAUAUCAAGCCACCUCUCACUAUUGCUACAAUGACAAGGUAGAUCUGGUGACAAAGUUAUAUUCACAAGAAAAGGCAAAAGGUGGGAGUUCUAUUACAAGUAGUGACCAAAUUAAGAAAAGUGUGAGAUUUGAUGAAGGGUGCAAUCAGGUGAUACUGUUCUCACCUACUGAAGAUGCAACUCGCCAUACUAAACCGCCAAUGCAGAAGAAGAAGAAGGCGGGCGGCUGCGCGUGUGGCACACCCACCCAUAGCAGCUCACUGAAGUGCCGCCUCCACCGCAACAGAUGGGCGUCGGCGCCACUGAAGAUAACGAGCCGCCGCCCUGGGAGCGUUGAUGAUAGCCAGAUAUCACAGUUUACAAGAUUUGGAAGGGCCAUUCUGAAGUCUUUUCAAUUUUAAAAAUUUCUCUGCUGAUUAUACUUUGUAGUCCAUAGCCAGUGUUAAGGUUAUGGUUUCAUAGAUUAGGGUUGGCAUGAACUAUAUUCUUCAAAUAUUUUAUAUAAUGAGGGAUUGUAAUUUUCAAAAUCAUCAUUAUUUUAGCCGCCAAUUAUUUUAGUCCCAA